Scomber japonicus (chub mackerel) is the source of this 4534-nucleotide messenger RNA. RefSeq names its product ubiquitin-like modifier activating enzyme 1 (gene uba1). The record is from RefSeq and is a predicted model, not a curated record. Gene Ontology annotation, cellular component: nucleus; cytoplasm. NCBI's taxonomy places the organism in Eukaryota, Metazoa, Chordata, Actinopteri, Scombriformes, Scombridae. Gene Ontology annotation, molecular function: ubiquitin activating enzyme activity. The transcript is spliced from 26 exons. Bases 301 to 3474 code for a protein of 1057 amino acids. Gene Ontology annotation, biological process: DNA damage response; protein ubiquitination; ubiquitin-dependent protein catabolic process.
GAUUAAGUUUUCGAGGGACCCCCCUCGACCGGAGUGAUGGUCGUGGCUGUAACGUGCACAUGUUGCUGCUUUGCUUUGCUUUCAACUGAAAUAGAGUGAGGGGAAACGGUCCUGGAACAGCCGGGCAGGCAGCCGUCCAGCGGAAAAACUCACACACAGCCCGCCACCCUGACACACUUUUCAGUUCGCCACCAACGGCAGAGUUGAAUUGUCACGUUGUUUGUUAGUUUUUUUUAUUUUUUGCUUAAAUACAAGCCGAUUUUUUAAUACUACAGAUCAGGCCGAGUACUAUCGGAUGUGAUGUCCAGCUCGCCGCUGUCCAAGAAGCGUCGCGUGUCAGGAACAGAGACGAAGACGGGAUCCCACUGCUCCUCCUCUAACUCUGUCAGAACUGAUCUGUCCCACACACCUGCCAACGGCAUGGCUAAGAAUGGCAAUGAUGCUGAGAUCGAUGAAGGCCUGUACUCCAGACAACUUUACGUGUUGGGCCAUGACGCUAUGAAGCGCAUGCAGAACUCCAAUGUCCUGGUCUCUGGUAUGAGAGGCCUUGGAGUGGAGAUUGCCAAGAACGUCAUCCUUGCAGGAGUUAGAAGUGUCACUGUGCAUGACCAUGGCGUGGCAGAAUGGAGGGACCUUUCCUCUCAGUUUUACCUUCGUGAGGAGGAUCUGGGGAAGAACAGGGCAGAAGUGAGCCAGCACCGCUUGGCUGAACUCAACAACUACGUUCCUGUGACAGCCUACACUGGAGCACUCACUGAAGACUAUGUGACAAAGUUCCAGGUGGUAGUGCUGACUAACUCCACUCUGGAAGAGCAACAGAAUGUGGGAGAGUACUGCCACAGCAAAGGAAUCAAGCUGAUUGUUGCAGACACACGUGGUCUGUUCGGCCAGCUUUUUUGUGACUUUGGUGAGGAGAUGGUGGUUCAUGACACCAAUGGAGAGCAGCCACUGAGUGCCAUGAUUUCCAUGAUUACCAAGGACAAUUCAGGUGUUGUGACAUGUCUGGACGAGGCCCGCCAUGGCUUUGAGAGUGGAGAUUAUGUCACCUUCACAGAAGUCCAGGGUAUGACAGAGCUCAAUGGCUGCCAGCCUGUGGAAAUCAAAGUUCUGGGUCCUUACACCUUCAGCAUCUGUGACACAGCCGGCUUCACAGAUUACGUAAGAGGAGGAAUUGUCUCCCAGGUCAAGAUGCCCAAAAAGAUCGCUUUUAAAUCCUUCUCUUCCUCCAUGGCUGAGCCAGAGUUCAUGAUGACAGAUUUUGCCAAGUUUGAGCGUCCAGGACAGAUGCAUGUGGGCUUCCAGGCUAUCCAUGCCUUCCAGAAGAAACACAACCACCUUCCUGCACCUUGGGGCCAGGCUGAUGGUGAAGAGCUGUUGGCGUUGGCCAAGGAGGUGAACGCAGCCCAGACAGGAGCAGCUAAAGUGGAGCAGUUGGAUGAAGCUCUGAUUAAAAAGAUUUCGUUUCUUGCUGCUGGUGACCUGGCCCCUAUCAAUGCCUUCAUUGGGGGUCUGGCUGCACAAGAAGUGAUGAAGGCAUGCACAGGAAAAUUUAUGCCCAUAAUGCAGUGGCUCUACUUUGACGCCUUGGAGUGCCUGACUGAAGAUGAUGGAUUCAGUCUUUCAGAGGAAGAGUGUGCCCCUAGGAACAGUCGGUACGAUGGGCAGAUUGCAGUGUUUGGCACCAAGAUGCAGGAUAUCCUUGCCAAACAGCGCUACUUCCUGGUUGGAGCUGGUGCGAUUGGCUGUGAGCUCAUGAAAAACUUUGCCAUGAUUGGACUGGCUUGUGGGGAGGGUGAGGUCAUUGUGACAGAUAUGGACACCAUUGAGAAGUCCAACCUCAACAGACAGUUCCUCUUCAGACCCUCAGAUGUCACGAAAAUGAAGAGUGACACCGCUGCUGCAGCAGUGAAGCAGAUGAAUCCAUCCAUCAAGAUCACAGGUCACCAGAACAGGGUCGGCCCUGACACUGAGAGGGUCUAUGACGACGACUUCUUUGAAAGCCUUGAUGGAGUGGCCAAUGCACUGGACAAUGUUGACGCACGUAUGUACAUGGAUCGGAGGUGUGUGUACUACCGUAAACCCCUACUGGAAUCUGGUACUCUUGGUACCAAAGGCAACGUCCAGGUUGUGAUCCCCUUCGUCACAGAGUCUUACAGCUCCAGCCAAGACCCACCAGAGAAGUCCAUCCCAAUCUGCACCCUCAAGAACUUCCCAAAUGCCAUUGAACACACACUGCAGUGGGCCCGUGAUGAGUUUGAGGGCCUUUUCAAACAGCCACCAGAGAAUGCCAUACAGUACCUCUCAGAUCCUAAGUUCAUGGAGCGUACACUGAAACUUCCCGGAGCUCAGCCUGUGGAGGUGCUGGAGGCUGUAUACAAGAGUCUCGUCACAGACUGCCCCCACAGCUGGGCAGACUGUGUAGCCUGGGCACGCAACCACUGGCAGUGUCAAUACAGCAACAACAUCCGCCAGCUACUGCACAACUUUCCCCCAGAUCAGCUUACCAGCUCUGGUGCCCCCUUCUGGUCUGGCCCAAAGAGAUGUCCUCACCCCCUAGAUUUCAGCACUAGCAAUGACCUGCACAUGGACUACAUAAUGGCAGGAGCCAACCUGUUUGCCCAGACAUACGGUUUGCCGAGCUGCAAUGAUCGUGCAGCUGUGGUCAAGCUGUUGCAGGAGAUAAAGGUGCCACCCUUUACUCCACGUUCAGGGGUUAAAAUCCACGUCUCUGAUCAGGAGCUACAGAAUAGCAAUUCCUCUGUUGAUGACUCAAGAUUGGAGGAGCUGAAGGUCCAGCUGCCUUCUCCUGAGACUUCCCAGUUCAAACUCUGCGCCAUUGACUUUGAGAAGGAUGAUGACACCAACUACCACAUGGACUUCAUCGUGGCAGCAUCCAAUCUGAGAGCAGAGAACUAUGACAUUCCCCCUACUGACAGGCACAAGAGCAAACUGAUAGCUGGCAAGAUCAUUCCUGCCAUCGCCACGACCACAGCUGCAGUGGUGGGUCUGGUGUGCCUGGAGCUCUUCAAGAUUAUCCAAGGACACAAAAAGCUGGAGUCAUUCAAGAACGGCUUCAUGAACUUGGCCCUGCCUUUCUUUGCCUUCUCCGAGCCCAUCGCCGCUCCCAGACACAAGUACUAUGAAAAUGAAUGGACGUUGUGGGACCGCUUCGAGGUUGCAGGGAUGCAGCCCAACGGGGAGGAGAUGACACUCCGACAGUUCCUGGACUACUUUAAAAAUGAGCAGAAGUUGGAGAUCACCAUGCUUUCUCAGGGAGUGUCCAUGCUCUAUUCCUUCUUCAUGCCUGCUGCCAAACUGAAAGAGAGACUGGACCUGCCGAUGACAGAGAUUGUGACGAAGGUGUCUAAAAAGAAGCUGGGCAAGCAUGUGAAAGCCCUGGUGUUUGAGCUAUGCUGUAACGAUCUGUCAGACGAAGACGUGGAAGUGCCCUAUGUCAGAUACACCAUCCGCUGAGCUCCACACUGAACCCACCCACAGGAGGGUGGGAGUUACGGGGGGAGGGUGGGUGGGUGGGAGUUCUAAGUGAAGCUUUGAGGUGGGAAUUUUGGGGUGGGUGGGUUGAUCCAGGUCAGCUGUAUUGGAUCAAUCAUUUUUUUUAGGCCUGUGGUUUGUGUAAACCUGUGCCUGAGUGUACAUAGCCCCAGUAAGCUGACUUAAGGAUACCUGUAUGUGUGUUAGGGAUCCAGUUGUGCUCGGCUGUGGGAACAAGGGUGUCACCGGAGGGAAGGGAGCACGUACAGUGGACCUCCUGAUGUUUUUCAUUGGCAGAACCUUUUAGCUCAGUUAAAUUCUAAGCCUUAGAUCUCUUGGUUCUCAAUAACCCCAAGUUGUGUCCCUCUGAAACAUUCCGACACUCUUGAGCACUAAAGGAGGAAUGUUUUAAUCCAAACUGUCUCCCUUCCACUCUACUUGCUCUCUUCCCCUCCUCCAACCCCUGUUUCUUAGACCUGGCCCCACAUUACUGUUUUAUUUUAUUUUUCAGAGAUGCACCUCCAUAAGUAAAGUUCAGCCAAGAAACCCAAAUAUAGUAACACAUGUAUAAGAAUCAGUUUUGCCAUAUCACUGCCCUUAAUUUUACCUAAAAUUCCAAAUAUUAAACCAUUGAACCUGAAGACAAUUAAACCCGACUCAACUGCCUCUCCUGACUGGAUAAUUAUCUGAGUAUCUCACGUCGGCAGAAUAGGAACCCUUGCCGGUUUGAGCCGUCACCAGAUGUUUUCAGCACCCCUACUCCGACCUCAUCUAGCACUCUGUGGCUUCGGAGGGGCUCUUGCACAUGACAUCAGUUUUUCUCUUUAUUCUCUUUAUAUUUCAUGUGUUUUUGUUAUUUUUUAUUUUAUUUUCGGGGGGGGGGUGCAAACUUGAGUUUUUGCUCACACACCUCUUAGAUCAUAAACUGUCUUCUUUCUACUUUGUUAACUCCAAAUGACAUUACAGUAUAAGAGCAAGGCAAUGAGAUGUAUCUUGAAAUGGGAGCACUUAGUGUGAUAGUGAAUAAAGAUGUAAAAAAUUA